Messenger RNA from Salvelinus sp. IW2-2015, 1695 nucleotides. The record is from RefSeq and is a predicted model, not a curated record. NCBI's taxonomy places the organism in Eukaryota, Metazoa, Chordata, Actinopteri, Salmoniformes, Salmonidae.
CCGCAUAAACAAUCAAUGAACGCUGGUGGGGAAAGCUAAGGAAGUGACGUUGUGAACAGGAAACAACACGGAAUCUUCGAGUUCAGAAAGUGUUGUUAGCAAACUAGCAAAUUCAUCACAAAAAACUCUAUCAUAUACAAAAACAAGAUCCAGAGAGAAUGGCUGCAGACUGGCUGGGCAGUCUGGUGUCAAUAAACUGUGGACCAACCCUGGGCAUGUACCAGGGAGAAGUGUCAUCUGUGGACCAGACUAGUCAGACCAUCUCUCUCAGACAACCUUUCCACAAUGGGGUCAGGUGCCAUGUCCCUGAGGUCACCUUCAGUGCUAUGGACAUCAGAGAGCUCAAGUUCCUGGAUAUCCAAACACAAAGUGGUGUCAGCAGAGCCAGUGCUGGACAGGGGAUCUUGUCUGAUCCAGGCGUCAUUUCUUCAGGGCAGAGUGGUCAGAAUAGCAGAGGUGGUUACCCUGCCAACAACACCCAUUCCACCACCACUCCUAUUACCAUUUUACGCAAAGACUCUGGCCUGGUUGUCCCCAGUGUGUCCUACGAGCUUCACAAGUGUCUUCUGGCCUCAGCGGAGCGGCAUGGCCUGUCUCUGGAGCGGAGGCUGGAGAUGACUGGUGUGUGUGCCAGCCAGAUGGCCCUCACUUUACUGGGGGGCCCCAACCGGCUGACACCUAAGAAUAAUCACCAGCGUCCCACGGUGGCCCUGCUGUGUGGCCCCCAUGUCCAGGGGGCCCAGGGCAUCAGCUGUGGACGGCACCUGGCCAACCACGAGGUGGAGGUCAUCCUCUUCCUUCCCAACUUCGUCAAGAUGCAGGAGUCCAUCACRAACGAGCUCGCCCUCUACAGCAAGACCAGCGGCAAGCAGGUGGCCAGCAUCAAAGACCUGCCGGUCAGCCCAGUGGACCUGGUCAUUAACUGUCUGGACUGCCAUGAGAACGGUUUCCUAAGGGACCAGGCCUGGUACCUGGCGGCUGCGGACUGGGCCAACCAAAACAGGGCUCCGGUGCUCAGCAUUGACCCUCCAGUGAGUGGCCAGAAGCAGGCCGUGGAGGCCAAGUGGACCCUGUCUUUGGGCUUGCCCCUGCCUAUAGAUGGUGGGGAGGCUAGGGUCUACCUGUGUGACAUCGGGGUGCCCAAGCAGGUGUUCCAGGAAGUGGGCAUCAACUACCAUUCGCCCUUCGGGUGCAAAUUCGUUAUUCCUUUACACUCUGCAUAGCAGGACCUGCAACAACCUAUCAGCCCUGGCUGUGAACAGGAUUGUGUUGUCAUUCUAGUGAAAUACAGAAGGCCUUCUUAGAGGGUGAUGUGUACAGUUACUGAAAAAAGGUUAUGGGGGGAUUUCAGAAUGUGCACUUAAUUGUAUUGCUGGUUGGUAUAUGUUUUUCCUUUGCUCCCGGUAAAGGCAGAAGGGUAAAGCUCCAAGAGGAGGGCUUCCUGAUAAGGGCUAAGUGUGUGUAUUGCCCUCCUCUAAUAGCCCGUCUGAGUAUGUUAUGUUUACAGAGAGCUGACUAACCACUAGGAGUCAGUCUCUAUCUAUGACCCCUGACUGUGUGACCAGCCCUGGGCCUGAGACAUGCUUCCUGUUUCCUACUGUAGAUUGUGUGGACUGGAGACCACAGGACCUGGCUGACCCAGUGCCCCACAGCAGAGCUCAAUCUCUCUCGCCUCUCUGGGAAAAGCCCUAUGAU